Messenger RNA from Caenorhabditis angaria, 1434 nucleotides. Lineage: Eukaryota; Metazoa; Nematoda; Chromadorea; Rhabditida; Rhabditidae. The record is from the annotation of a GenBank genome assembly.
AUGGCGGAUAAGCCGAUUGUUAAUUCAAUCGCCGAAAAAGGAGAUCAAGUUACAAAUGCCCUUACUCAAUUCUGGCAACUGGUAACAUCGAAACCAGCGACAAGAAGUGGAGUCGAAUCGAGAAAUUUGACUAUUAAUGAAGUGAGCAUUUUUGGCUGAAAAUUGAUUGAAAUUUUAUCUGAUAACGCUUCAGAUAUAGGGUCGAAAAAUUAUUUGGAAAAAUCAACAAUUUUCAAUCUGAAUUUUUAUUAAAAAUAUUAAAAUUAAAACGUACAAUUUUCCGGUUUCUGAGAAGCUUUGAAUUUUCGCGCAGAAUUUUGUGAUAUUUAAUCGUGUAUUUUAAAAUUUUACUGUUUAUAUUGAAUUUUCAAUAAAACAAUUCCAGCUUCCACUUUAUGCCGAAGACAAUUCACCAAUCGCUCAAAAAUUCCUGCCAGAAGAACCACUGCCACUUCAAAGAGAAUUUGCCACAAUUCGAAUUGCGUGUCAACAAGAAUACGCAAGAGUUGCGGUAAGUUUAAUCUAGAUCUCAACAAAAAUUAAAACAUAUACAUAUUUAUUUUUACAGGAGCGAUUCAAAAUCGUCGACACCGCCGUUUCGCACACAAAAAAUACCGCAAUUAGAGCUAAUGAAUAUUUGACUGAAGAAUGGACCGCUUUGCCAAAAGCUGCUGCAAUUACAGUUGGUGGAAUGGCUGGAUUUGUUCUCGGACUCAAAAGGUUCAUUUUCUUAUCAGAUUUUUUUCUAGAGCAGAGCCAUUUUUAGGACGUUUUGUAAGGCAAAACCUAAAAAUAUACGUUUUGUAAAAUUCACUGUUUCAAAAAUUUUCAUAAAUGCUAUGUAAAAAAUCAAUUUAUUGGAAACCGUGUUCUGUAAAAAAAAUUCUAGAAUUUUCUUAAACUUGCUAAUUUCGAAACCGACUUAUGACGUGGCAAAAUUACCAAAAAAUAAACUUUGGAAAAUUAUUUACUCUGACUGGCAAAAAUACGCUUCAAAAAUUUUAUAAAUUUUGCAACCUCAUUGUAAAAACGGUCAUUUAUCUUUUUAGGAGACAAUUCAAAUGUAUGUACUUAUUUUACCCUCCUCUAACAAAACGGAUUUUGAAGCAAGUAAAAGGCACGAUUCAUUUUAUUCAAAAUCCGGGUUUCUAGCCAAUCAAUAAUCCCGAAAUUCCUUCAUUUUUUUCAAUUUCAGAGGAACCGUCGGUCGCGCAUUCACAACAUCAAUUGGAUUAGCAACAAUGGCUGCAUUCUGUUAUCCAAUCGAAACUGUUGAUGUCUUGAAAACUGGUGCUGCUCACGCUGAACAAACUUGGAACUCUUUCCAAGAAUGUAAGUCGCUCAAUUAUUUUCCAAAUUAUUAUUGAUUUUUUUUCUAUUUCAGCUCCUCCAACUGCCAACAAAUCGAAGCCAAAUUUGAGUCCACCAAAAUAA